Molecule: messenger RNA, 6893 nt
Organism: Chlamydomonas reinhardtii
Lineage: Eukaryota; Viridiplantae; Chlorophyta; Chlorophyceae; Chlamydomonadales; Chlamydomonadaceae
Exons: 15
Coding region: 39-6338 (2099 amino acids)
Biological process (GO): lipid A biosynthetic process
Source: RefSeq, a predicted model, not a curated record
AUUCUUGACUGAAGCGCAUAUAACACAAUGUACCAGGGAUGAAAGUGGACCAAGAGGAGCUUGCAGCACAGCGGCGGGAGCAAUACGGCUUUGCCAACAUGGCGAAGGAUGCCCAGUUCCGCACAACGCAAGCGGGCGAGAUGAAGGAGCUCAACGACAAAAUCCGCGAGCUGACGGACAUGCUGGAGGACCGCAAGAACGCCGCGAAGCUACUCAACACCGAGAACAUGCGGCUGAAGAAGAUGUGUCAGGACCUGCAGUUCCAGCUGCUCAACAAGCCGCAGUCAAGGGGCGAGAGCACAGCUGUCAAGUCGAUGCGGGAGAUGGCCAAGGGCUUUGCCAACCGCGAGCAGAUGACGGCCGCCGAGAAGGCGCAGCUUCAGGAGGAGUUCGACGCCCAGAUUGAGUACUCGCGCAACCUGGAGAUGGAGCUGGACUCGGUAAUGGCCACGCUGAAUACGGUGGACGGCGCGCGCCAGGCGGCUGAGGCGGAGAUUGAGCAGCACAAGGCCGCCAUUGCGGACCUCAUGCGGGACAAGGAGGACAUGGCGGCGCAGGUGGCGGCGCUGCAGCAGGACAUUGAUCAGCUCACUACCGGAGCCGGCAGCCUGCAGCAGCAGCUAGCGGAGCGGGAGGCGGCCAUGGCGGCGGCGCUGGCGGCGGCGGCGGAGGCGCAGGAAGCGGCGCUGAAGCGGCAGCGAGCGGAGAUGGAGGCGGACGCACACCUGGGCAAGCAAACCGCCACCUCGGAACUGACUGCCAAGGUCAGGGAGCUUCAGGCCCGACUGGACGAGGCACACGACGCACUGCGCUCGCUAAACCAGACGGAGACGCUGGGCCCAGGCUGGAAGCUGCUGGAGCACGGCCUGUUGACCAACUCGCAGCUCGCUGCGGCCGCCGCCGCCGUCGCCGCCACCACCAAUGCCUCCGCCCCGGCGACGCCGGCGGCAGCCGCGCCAGCAGCAGGGGCGGCGGCUGCGCCGCCUGGCACGCCGCCGCGGCCGCCUGCCUCCGAGGUUGGCAGCGUGCGCGGCGCGGCGGUGCCGACGCCGCCGGCCGGCCUCUCGCCGCACCCUCCGGCCUCGGAGGCGGGCUCAGCGCGGGUGCGGUCGCGGCGUGCCUCUCGAACUGGGUCGGUCGCUGAGGGGCCUGGCGGCGUGGCUGCAGCUGCGAAUGGCCCGGCUCCGGAGGCGUUGAGCGAGCUAGGCCGCAGCGGCGAGAUCGGUGCAGAGGCCUCGGCCGGCACGGUGGGCUCGGCCGCGGCGCCGGCUGCUAGCGUGGCUGGGAGCGCAGCCUCCAAUAAGCCGGUCAGCGCAGGCGCCGGUGAUGGGGCGGCGCUCGCUGAUAAGGGGGCGGCAGGCUCGCAGUUGGGGCAUGGGCCGGGCAAAAGCCUUGCCGGCGAGGCGUCGGCUGGCGACGUGGCGGAGGACUUGCAGCAGGAGCCGGGGGCUGCGCUGUCCGCGGCGGGCUCGCGUCUGGCGCGUAGCGUGGCUGGCGAGCGGUCCGGUGACCUGCCUGCAGGGUCGGACGCUGCGAAGGCAGGGCCGAGGGAAGCAGCUGCGGGCAGCGCUGCCCCUUCUGCGAAGCCGUCCAGGGCGGCCUCACACGCCGGCGAGCACGCUCCAGACGAGGCCUCCGCCAAGUCAGCUGGGGCGGGUGGGGAGGCGGGUGGGGAGGCCGACGCAGGCGCCACCAGCCCUCGCAGCGCCCGCAGCGCCGCGCCUGCGGCUGCCAAGGCUGCUGCGCCUGCAGCUGCAGCCCCGGCAGCCAAGCCAGUGGUGGAGAUUCCGCCGCCGCCGCCGCCAGCUGCGCCCGCCACGCCAAGUGGCAACAUCCUGGAGCUGCUGCUGCAUGACGCCACCAUCAGCCCCGGUGUGCUGGGCCUGCCCGCCGCCGACAUGUGGGCUCAACUGCGCCUGGCCUGCCCCGGCCUGGCGCCCAGCCCCGUCACGCACGUGGCGCUGGCGGCGCCCGCGCCCACCGGCGCCGCACCGCUGCCGCUGCGCACCGCGCACCGCAUCCACUACCUCGACGACCGGCGGCUGCUGUCAGAGCUGGCGGCGGGCUCAGCAAAGGUGUCCCUGCACAACCUCAAGACCGCGCUCGUCGGCGCCUUUGCGUGCCCGAGGCUGGUGCCGGCGCCGCAGGCGCCGGCGGCGGCGCCCGGCGCGGCGGGGGCAGGGGCAGUGGCGGCAGGGGCAGCGGGGGUAGGGGCGGUGGGAGGCGGUGUGGGCGGUGACGGCAGCGGACUGGUGGCUGACGGCACCGUGGAGCGAGUACUGGUGGUGGCGGUGCGGGACGAGGCCGACUGCCCGGCGCUGGAGCUGUUCUGCAUGGACGAUGAGGGCAUCCCCACCCAGCCGUUCCAGGCGUUCAGCUCCCCCUGGAAGGCUCAGCUGCCGGAGGGCGUGGCGCCGCCGCAGCCGCACGAGUUCUGCAUCGACACACACAGGCUGCACCGCCUGCAGGCCGACGCGGGCCGCGCCAGUGGCUUGUUCGACACGGCCGCCCGUGUGUUCAUCGGCGCCGCUGACGGCCACACGUACCAGGUGUGGCGCCUGGCGGACGUGGACGCACGCCGCCGCGGCAGCUUCCGCGCCCUCAGCCGGGUGCUGUGGGAGCCGGCGGCGGACCCCUGGGCCGGCUCUGUGCCGCUGGCGUCUGCGGCGCUGCCGCUCACCGCCGCGCUGCACUCGCCGCCGCUCAGCCGCCUGGAGCUGAGCAACAUGCGGCUGCUGCUGGGCAAGCAGCCCGUGGUGCGGCUGUAUGAGCCGAGCGAGCAGAUCGCCACGCGCACGCUGGCGUGCCGCACGCGCGACGCCGGGGAGAAGCUGGUGGCGAGUGUGCGCGUGACGGCGCGGCUGGCGCGGGACCCGGAGGUGUCGGAGCAGCUGCUGGGGGCGCUGCAGCCGGCGCUGGCCGGCGGCGGCGCCGCCAGCCUGCCGCCGCUGCACUGGCAGUCGCUGCUGGGUGCGGAGGAGCUGUCGCUGGCGCGGCUGGUGACGGAGCUGCGUGCGGCGGUGGCGGCGGCGGCGGGGCGGCUCAUGGCGGUGCCGGUGCACAGCGAUGCGGCGGCGACGGAGGUGCGGGCGCUGGUGGCGCAGGCGGCAGACGCUGUGUCGCUCAAGGAGCGGCAGCUGGGCGAGGGCCUGGCCGCCGCCGCCGCGGUGGUGGAGGCCGCCGCCACCGCCAACCCCGCGGAGGCGCCGCUGGCCCGUGCGCGCCUGGCCGGCAUCCGCGGCCACGUCGCCGCGGCGCUGGCGGCUGUCGUCGCCUUCUUCCGGCAGCGUCUGGAGCUGUAUCGCCUGGGCGCCGCCGCCUGGCACUUCAUCACCGCCGCCGCCGGCCCCGACGACCCCGUGGCCCGCCUGCCCGUCACCACCACGCCGCCGCAGGCACAGGGCCUCGCAGCCACCAUGCACGCCCUGGCGGCGGCGCUGGCGGCGCUCGCGCCGCGCGGAACCAAUGCCGCCGCGCUACUAGCCGGCAGCGCCGGAGGCGGUGGCGGCGGCGGAGCCGGCGUGCUGCUGCUUCCGCCGCCUUCGGCGGCAGCGGCGGCACCGGAGGCGGGUGCAGCGGCUGCGCCACUGGGACUGCCGGCGCCCGCGGCGGCGCUGGUGGAUGCGUCUCGGGAGCUGGAAGCGGCGGUGCGUGUGGCGGUUGACACGGCGGCGUCGGUGUGCGGCGACGCGUGCGAGGCGCUGCGUAAGGAGGUGGCGGCGCCGGGCGUGGAUGACGUGGCGGCGACGGAGGCCGCUGCCGCGCGCCUGGCGGCGCUGGCGGCGCCCGUGACGGCGGCGCUCGUAUCGGGCAUGGCGGGCGUGUGUCAGGCGGCGAUGGCGGCGAGCCUGACGGAGGCGGAUGCGGUGGCGGCGCUGCGGGAGCAGCUGGCGGUGGCGGCGGGCGCCACCGCUGCCGCGGCGGCGGCCCACCCGGUCCUGUCGCAGCAGCAGCACGCGGGCGGGCCGCCGCAGGCUCAGCUGGCGGCGCACCUUGGGUUGCAGCUGGAGCUGCAGGCGGCGGCUGCCGCCGCGGCGGCGUUGGCAGGCCCAGCCGGCGCAGCCGGCGCUUCCACGCCCGCCGCCUUCCGCGCCGCGGCUCAGCUCGCCACCAGCUUGGGCGCCGUGCAGGGCCUGCUCGGCGCCAUCACCCGCGCCGCGCCGGCCCCCGUGGCCGCCAGCCCGCAGUCCGUGGGCGCCUGGCUCAAGGCGGCGGUGCGCAUGCGGCUGGCGCUGGGGGUGCUGGUGACGCACUGGGCGGCGGCGGGCACGGCGGCGGCUGGGCACGCGCUGGUGCUGGGCGGGCAGCGGCAGGCGGCGGUGGUGCUGGCUCUGGAGGUCAUGGGCAGGGAGGUGGACCGCGUCCUGGACAGCGUCAAGGGCACACUGGACGCCGUGCGUGCAAACCGUUCCCUGGACGCCGAAACACUGGCCGCCUGCCUGCCGCCACUGGCCACCGCGCUCACCUCCCACGCCGCCGCCGCGGUCACCGCCUGCUUCUGGCUGGCUACACAGCUGCUACUCACGCCCGUGCUCGUCACCACACACGCGCCGCCGCUACCGCUGCUUUUGCAGUCGGAAGCGACGGCCGCCCCUGGCGGUGGCUCCAGCGGCAGCGGAUCCGGCAGUAGCAGCGGCGGGCUUGGCGGCUCCUGCUACAGCGCCUCCCUACACGUGGCGAGUGAAGUGGGGUACGUGCUGCUGACGCUCGGCAGCGUCGGCACCGCCGCCGCGCCGCCGGUGCCGCCGCCGCCGCCGCGGCCGGAGGAGCCGUCGCUGGCGCCGCUGAGCCACCCCAUGCUCACCACGUGGCAGCCACGCGGCGUCGUGGUGUACGUGGACGUGGGACGCCUCAACAGCGCCGCCGUCGCGGUGGCGGCGGGCGCGCCGGCCGACGCCGCGCCGCCGGUGGGCACCGAUGCGCUGCCGCUGCUGCCGGAGGCGGCGGAGCUGUUGGGCUGGAGCGUGCGGCACGCCGAGGAGUACUACCACAUGGUGGCGGCGGCGGCGGCGGCAGCCGCCGCCACCGCGGUGGCGGCGCCGGCAGGCGGCGCUGCAGGUGGCCUGGCGGCGGACCCGGCGGCGGUGCUGAGUGAGGCCAAGCUGGCGGCUCGCAUUGCGGCUGAGGCGGAUGUGGUGGUGCUGUCGGGCCGGCUGACGGACGCCGGCUCCAUGGUCAAGUGGCUGGCGCAGCAGGGCGUGCUGGUGCUGGCGGCGCCGGACCUAUCGCCGCCCGCAGCAGGUGUCGCUGGUGGUGGCGGCGGUGGCGGCGGAGGCAAUGGCGGCGACGCGGCGGCGCGGGAGCUGGCGCGCACGAUGGUGGCGCUGCUGGCGGUACACCACUUGCAGGCGGCGGGCGUGCGGGCACUGGCGGCGGGACACGGCGGCGGCGUGCAGGCGGCGCUGGCGUCCGCCGCGGCGCCGCCGCAGUCGGGCGCCGCCACGCCACGCCGGCCCGGCAGCCGCGCCGCCACGCCGCGUGCGUCGCUGUCAGGCGCCGAGGCCGCGGCUGCGGCCGACACCGCCCUCGCCGCAGCAGCCGCGCUCGCCCCACCACCCGCAGCCACAGCCACAGCUGCAGCUGCAGCGGGAGCUACAGCUGCAGCAGGGCUACAGCCUCUGGCGGCGCUCACGUACCUCACCGACGUGUCGCUGGCCAAGCCGGUGCUGGCCACCGCGGGCGAGCUGGGCCACCGCCUGACGCUAUCGCUGCAGGCGCUGGAGGCCACCUUCGCGGCGGCGCCGCUGCUGGCGCCGCACGCCGAGAUGCUGGCGCGGCACGUGAGCCGGCAGCUGGGCGCGCAGAGGCUCAUCCUGGAGGGGCUGCUGGCGGCGCCGGAGCUGCUGCGGGCGCGGCACCCGGCCACGGCGCCGCUGCCGGGCAGCGCGGCGGCGGCGGGUGUGGCGGCGGGGAUGGCGCUGGUGGGCGUCGGCGCGGGCAGCGACGCAGGGUUCGUGGGGGGAGAUGCGGCGGGCAGGCCGGCGGCGGCGCUGCAUCGCGUCAGCAGCACCGGCCGGCUGCGUCCCAUGCUGCCGGCUAUGGCUCCCAAGGGCAGCACCAGCUCCCGGGCGUCUACGGGGGGUGGGCCCGCGGCCGGCACGCCGCCACGGCCGCCGCCGCCUGCGACCGCGGCAGCAGCUGCAGCGAUGGUUGCGGCGCGGCCGCCGGGCGCGCCGGCCGGCGCCGGCGCGUACAGCACAGAGAGCGAGGAUGAGGAGGUGGGCGUGAGCCGGAUUGUGCCGCCGCGGGCGGGGCCGUCCGCGCUGCUGCCGGAUGAGCCGGACCAGGAGUCGGAGGUGGCGUCCAUGCGAAGUGCCUCCACGGUCACGCGGCGCUGACGAGGUGGCGGCAGAGCUUGGUGUGGGCCUGCGCCGCAUGGCGGCGGCGGGCUGUGCGUCGGUAGGCCGCUGGCGAUGACAGGUGUGGUGGGUGGGAUAGGAUGCUGGAGGCCAUGGAGCCUACGGUAUGCUACCGUACGUUGGCAAGCAGCUUUGGGUUAAGCGCAGGGACCAAACCGGUGUGGUUGGAUGCGCGCAUGCUUUACUUAUGCUUGGUGGGUUGACCGGACAGCCCCGUGUGCGCGGACAUAACCUAUCUGGCCCCUGACGGCACGGCGGCUAGGAUUCAUGAUAUGGCCGGACCCCAAAACGUUGGGUGAAGCGGCAGGGUCAACCCGGGACUUCCGAUGGUGACGCGGGCGACGGAAAGCGUGGCCGGGUAGGGCGCGUGUCGACCCCGGUGGGCUGCAUUUGGGCUACACAUAUUGUUGGCUACAAAAUGGGCUCCCGACUGUGACGAAUUUUUCCAAGUUGAGAGCCCGGUGUCAGAGUGACGUACUGGCCGGUGUCUCUCACCUGCUGGAAAACACGUAGCAUAUAAGCACAAAACCUCUU